CAGAUUCUCCAACCAAUCAGGCGGCAGCUCAUUUAGUGGCGUCACCUGGCAGGCCUGCAGGCAGGUACACUUAACAAAUUUGCUCUUUUUUCUCCUCCUAACCAAAAAAAUGGAGUCCUUUUCCAACUCGGGUGAGACCUUUCCUACACCGCCGCCCUACUUCCUGCCAGAUGAGAGCCAAUCAGGGCGCCAUGUGAAGAUUUAUCACGUUCACUCGCCCUUCAGACCACCUUUUACCACCCCCUUGUCUCCCGGAGGGGGACAUUUGACCCAGUCGCCCCUGCAAGUGUCUGGGCCCGCUCCCGCCACCCCCGCCCCCAGGUUUGUGAGCUACGAGGCAGAGUUGCACCGCUCUCCCGCGCUGACCGCGUGUCCCUUCUGCCACACCCGAGUCACCACCGCCGUCACCUUCCGGGCGGGGAGACACGCGUGGCUCAUGUGUCUCGUGUUGGCGCUGUGCGGGUUGGUGUUGGGCUGCUGCUUGAUUCCGUUUGUGGUCAACCAUUUUAAAGACGCUCACCACAGCUGCCCCAGAUGUCACCGCGUGCUUCACGUGCAGCGCCGAAGCUGCUGUCAAUGAUAACUGCUUCUACAUUUGUUUUUGUUUUUUAAAUCAACUGUAUAUUUUUAAACAAGGAAAUAAAUAAUUUUUCUAGGGCUGCCUUCCACUAAG
Nerophis lumbriciformis (worm pipefish) is the source of this 673-nucleotide messenger RNA. Its product is annotated as lipopolysaccharide-induced tumor necrosis factor-alpha factor homolog. Gene Ontology annotation, cellular component: nucleus; cytoplasmic side of late endosome membrane; cytoplasmic side of lysosomal membrane. Gene Ontology annotation, molecular function: zinc ion binding. The record is from RefSeq and is a predicted model, not a curated record. NCBI's taxonomy places the organism in Eukaryota, Metazoa, Chordata, Actinopteri, Syngnathiformes, Syngnathidae.